Molecule: messenger RNA, 2676 nt
Organism: Drosophila takahashii
Lineage: Eukaryota; Metazoa; Arthropoda; Insecta; Diptera; Drosophilidae
Gene: topi
Product: matotopetli
Biological process (GO): regulation of transcription by RNA polymerase II
Cellular component (GO): nucleus
Molecular function (GO): DNA-binding transcription activator activity, RNA polymerase II-specific; RNA polymerase II cis-regulatory region sequence-specific DNA binding
Source: RefSeq, a predicted model, not a curated record
CCCUAUAGAGUUGUUCGUUGUCAUAGAGUUUACUGUCAAUCCUGCCAAUUUUCUCGGUCGACGGAGAAAGCAAAUUUCAUUUCCCUACUUAUCAGCAGCCGAAACGUUCCUUACAAAUUUUUUAAAGAACAUUUUCUAGAGCUAGGAAAAUUUCCAAUUUUGUUAUUUUGUUGAAUAUCUGGCCAACUGAAUUCAUACUUUUGAAACCCCAUUUUGAGAGUUCUCCCAAGUGAUUCCACCUAGAGUAACUUUUAGCCAUGAAGAUCAAAGUGUCGGGUGAAUAUACGCUGGCCGAGAUCGAGGUGGAUGUGGACACCCAGUUGACGCCCGAGGAUCUGCAGCCCGGAGCCACAGUGCUGGCAUCCAACGAGGGCGUCGGCGACUUGGAGCAGAUUGUCAGUCACGAGGAGCUGUCCAGGUUCUUCACGGUGACCCCAGCGACCCCAGCCAUCCCCAUGUCCACGGAUGUGGUUGUGGAGCGCACCCUGGCGGAUCCGGCGCUCAAGCAGAUCCUGCAGGAGGCCGACGGCAAGAAGGGCUUCGAUCCCCAGGCGGAGCAAUUGAAGAUACGCGAAUUUUUGGCUGGGGUCACCAGCAGCAAGAUGACCACCGAGCAGUCGGUCUUUCAAGGACCUCGUACCAAUUUGUCUGCGGCUACUGGUAGCCGGAUGAAGUGCCCCCAGUGUCUGGUCAUCUACGAUGCUGUGGCCUUCCAGAGUCACUCCUGUGAGACAGAGGUCGAUCGGAAGCCCAUUGAUCUGGCAGUUGUCCAGCAGGAGACGCCCCUUUGCUUUCCUUCCGCUCCGCCUGCUCCGCCCAGUAAGCCAGGCAGCGAGCGUGUGAUCCUGGAGAACCAGGUGCGUCUGCGUCGCUACAUGAAGGAUGAGAUGAAGUACGACCUGACCACCGGCAGCGAUAGUUCGCGCGGCAGGAAGUCGACGAAGGGUCCGAACGAGUGCACCAUGUGCGAUCGCAAGUUUGUGCAUCCCUCGGGAUUGGUGCGCCACAUGGAGAAGCAUGCCCUGGAUUUAAUUCCCUCACAGGCCAGCCUGCCGCCUCAUACAGCUCCUCCGGCUGCCGGUCUGCUGGUCGUGGUGAAGUGCAACGCCUGUGGCCGCAUCUUUUACGAUCCGCAGGUGGCCCUGGAGCACGGACUCAUUCACUAUCCCGAGCAUCUGCCGGGGAUGUGUAAAUUCCAAGAGAGUCAAAACUGUAAAAGAGAUUUCAAGGAACUCCUCCUUGAGGGAGAGAUGCUGCUGGCCAGCGAAGUCACCGUAACGGCCACCCAGCAAAAGCGACGUGAGAAGGAGCUGUUCACCAGCCUGAUCCUGGGCAGCGUUUUGCAGUGCGAAUUUUGCGAGUUUGUCUUCGCCGACAUCGCCGAACUGCUCGUCCAUUCGGCCUCCCAUGUGGCGGAGCGGCGUUUCGAGUGCACCGCCUGCGACAUGCAGAUGAGCACGGCCAAGGAGGCCAGCAUUCACUUCCAGACGGACUGCAUCUUCAUGCGCGAGGCCAUUAGGUCGCUGAAUGUAACGCUGGGUCGCUACUUUGUGUGCAAUGUGUGCGAGCUGAAGUUCGCCAACACGGAGCUGCUGCAGGAGCAUCGAUACACCUCCUAUCACUACUUUCCGCGCCUCAGCGAGAGCGGCAAGAAGCUGCUGCUGCCCUGCGAGUUCUGCGAGGUCAACUUUGAGUUCGCCCACGAGAUCCUGGCGCACAACGAGGAGAAGCAUCUGAACAAGAAGAAGCGCGAGAAGGAGACCCGCAACACGGGCGCCGGUCGCCUGCGUCAGUAUUUGUGCGACAUCUGCGGCAAGUCGUACACCCAGUCGAGUCAUUUGUGGCAGCACCUGCGCUUCCACCAGGGUGUCAAGCCAUUUGUGUGCCAGGAGGAGAACUGCGAUCGCAAGUUCACCAUUCGACCGGAUCUCAACGACCACAUCCGCAAGUGCCACACGGGCGAACGACCAUAUUUGUGUCUGGUGUGCGGCAAGCGCUUCCUCACCGGCUCUGUCUUCUACCAGCACCGCCUGAUCCAUCGCGGCGAGCGGCGCUACGAGUGCGAGGAGUGCGGCAAGCGCUUCUACCGGGCGGAUGCGCUCAAGAACCACCAGCGCAUCCACACCGGCGAGAAGCCAUACAGCUGCUUGUUUUGCACCAAGACCUUCCGGCAGCGCGGCGACCGGGACAAGCACAUCCGGGCGCGACACUCGCAUUUGGACGCCAACUCGCGGCUCAUGAUGCAGAUGCAGAAGUUCCAGCUGGAGUCGGCCGCAGCUGCUGCUCAGAAGGGGCAGACGCUCAGUCCGGAGCAGCAGGUUCACCAGGUGGCUGGUGAGGCGGUGGCCUCGGGAUCAAGUUCCGCUGAGGCGGGCGAGGGGGCCAUUCAGUUUUCGGUCAUUACGGAGCAGCCGGAGGAAAUGAUGUGCCUGCCAAUGGGCGAGGUGAACGAUAGCUUUCUGAUGUCGCAUUAUGUUGAGGGCGUUCCCUUGGAGGCGGAUGGCUCCCAGCAGCAGAUAAUUGUCUUCGAGCAGCCGGUCCAGGGCAUGGAAAUGGAUGUGAUGAGCAUGUUCGACCCGCAGCAGGGUCAGGAACAAAUGCCGGAAAAUGCCAGGGUGGUGGUUGUCAAGAACAAUCCCUCCCAGCCGCGGUUUUCCGACACCUAUAUGUAAUAUU